Juglans microcarpa x Juglans regia is the source of this 467-nucleotide messenger RNA. RefSeq names its product inactive protein RESTRICTED TEV MOVEMENT 2-like. The transcript has 2 exons. Bases 37 to 438 code for a protein of 133 amino acids. The record is from RefSeq and is a predicted model, not a curated record. NCBI's taxonomy places the organism in Eukaryota, Viridiplantae, Streptophyta, Magnoliopsida, Fagales, Juglandaceae.
UGCUCAAUGAACCUUAAUUAGUGGUAAGAAUCUUCCAUGGAAACCAAGUGUUUUGAUCAAGAAGACCUCGAACCCUAUUGCAAGUGGCAAUAUGGGGAAAAGUGUGACAUUCUUGUGGUCCAUCUUCACGGUUUUGUAGAAGAACAAGUAAAGAUCAGCCCCAAGAGUAAUGGCGGGAUUUUAACAAUUACUGGAGAACGGCCUUUGGAUGGAUACCGUACCAGAUGGAAGAAAUUUAGAAAAGAGGUCAAAGUCUCGAACAUUUACCAGGCAAAUGCAAUCAAAACUAAGUAUGAAAAAGGCACUGUUAGGAUAAUGAUGCCCAAGAAAUCUUCUUUGGCUGCCAAAUUUGAUCUGCUUGGGUCAAAGAUAAAUGUGGAAAUCAUUAUAUGGUUUGCUUUGGGAGUCAGUAUUGCUUGUGGCCGCUGCUACGUAUAAAAAUAUUAAAUGAAUAUUUUUAGAGGAAA